AUGGGUAUACUACCGUUGGUACAUGUACCUGUGCUGCUCGUCACGACGCAACUCUUACUAUUGCAAGCAGCGGGGUUUUUAAUAGACCAUCCACUAUCAGGGACAGCACAUUCAAGGAGCCAUGAACGCUCAUACCGUUACUCCAUACCGGCAGUGUCAUUGGCAGCAGCCUCGUCCCGGGAAGAAGAAACGGCAGAGAAGGCGGAAGACAUUCUUCGAGAAAAGCUGAUGAAUGACGCAACUGAAGUAGGAUUGCAAGACUUUCAAGAAGUGUUGGAUGCAUGGAUGAUGGCCUUUCACAAAAGCACGGAAAAAGAUAAUGAGACUAGAGCGUUUGACUAUGGCCAUCGGAUGGAAUCUAUUUUGACUUUACUGGAAGCAAGUGCCAACAACAAUAGCAUCAUCAUCAGUAUUGAACCCUACUCGCUCGUUAUGCAAGUCUACCUGCAACGAGACGCCGACCCCAUGGCCGCGUUACGCGUCUUGAGUCGCAUGGAAAACAUGCUUUACACAGCUCAUCCAAGUUCCGAGUUCCUCAACAACAAGCAACGACUUAUCCAGUACAACCGCGUCUUACAGGGAUUGGCCUCCAAAAUGGAACUGUGCUCUUUGAUUGCCGUGCCUCUCCUCUUGGCACUGGCCCAGGAGCAACCAGUCAUUUUGCCCAAGGACGAUCAAGUAGAACCAUUUGUUCCGAGGAAAUUGCAACCAGAUACCGCAUCCUUUGCGGUUGUCCUAGAGCCACUGCUGGAAAAGAAUUACAAGCUCAAUGCCUUUCAGAAGCCCAUUGGCUGGCUGGUGCGACAAGCCAAUCUAUCCGGGAUCUUGUUUGAUAACGAAGAAGACACGCAAUCUCCUCUGCUACAAAGAAUGGAGAAGGCCGUUGCUGGCGACAAGGAUCAUUUGGACAGGAUACUGGUAGAAGCCCUCACACAAUCGAAAACGACAUCCAUGUCCCUGGAAUCGCUGCUGGAAGAAUCUGAUGAGUCAUUCCAAUAG
This is a messenger RNA of Seminavis robusta, 999 nucleotides long. NCBI's taxonomy places the organism in Eukaryota, Bacillariophyta, Bacillariophyceae, Naviculales, Naviculaceae. The record is from the annotation of a GenBank genome assembly.